This is a messenger RNA of Talpa occidentalis (Iberian mole), 1491 nucleotides long. It is a transcript of the gene TPMT, whose product is annotated as thiopurine S-methyltransferase. The transcript is spliced from 9 exons. NCBI's taxonomy places the organism in Eukaryota, Metazoa, Chordata, Mammalia, Eulipotyphla, Talpidae. The record is from RefSeq and is a predicted model, not a curated record. Bases 154 to 891 code for a protein of 245 amino acids. Gene Ontology annotation, molecular function: thiopurine S-methyltransferase activity.
CCCGGCCGGGAUAAUCCGGGGCGGCCCCAGAACCAGCGGCGUGCAGCGCUCCAGGUAGGCCGUCCCGCGCAAAGAGAGGGGUGCGCGUGAGAAGCGGCACGAUUUGCCAGGUAUUGAAGAGAUCUACUUGUAGGCAAAGUUGUCUCUGAAACUAUGGCUGAUGCAAAAACUUUACUUGAUAUUCAAGAGUACCCUGACAAUGAGGUGCAGAAACACCAAGCGCUAACUCUGGAAGAAUGGCAACAAAAGUGGGUGAACCGCAACAUUGCAUUUCAUCAAGAACAAGGAAAUCAGCUAUUAAAGAAGUAUUUGGAUACUUUUCUUGAAGGCAAGAAUGGACUGAGGGUAUUUUUUCCUCUUUGUGGAAAAGCAGUUGAGAUGAAAUGGUUUGCAGAUCAAGGACACAGUGUCGUUGGUGUAGAAAUCAGUGAACUUGGAAUACGGGAAUUUUUUACAGAGCAGAAUCUUACUUACUCGGAAGAGCCAGUCAUGGAAAUUCCUGGAGCCAAACUAUUCAAGAGUUCUUCAGGGAACAUUUUGUUGUACUGUUGCAGCCUGUUUGAUCUUCCCAGAGCAAAUAUUGGCAAGUUUGACAGGAUUUGGGAUAGAGCAGCAUUAGUCGCUAUCAACCCAGGAGAUCACCAACGCUACACAGAUAUCAUGCUGUCCCUCAUGGAGAAAGGGGCUCGCUACCUAUUGUCUGUUCUUUCUUAUGAUCCAACGAAAUAUGCAGGGCCACCAUUUUAUAUUCCAGACGCUGAAAUUCAGAGAUUGUUUGGCUCAAUGUGCAAUAUUCAUUGUCUGGAAAAGGUUGAUAUUUUUGAAGAAAAAUAUAAAAGAUGGGGGAUUGAUUACCUUUUUGAAAAUUUAUAUCUACUUACAGAAAAGUGAGAUACAAGCAAGAAAUAGCAACAUGUUUUUGAGCAACUAAAAUGUAUUAAAGAAUGAAAAUAUAAUGGAUGUCUUUUGGAAAAAUUGUUCACAAAUUGUUCACCACAGAUCUUUGCUCAAAAAUGCAUAAUUUUAGAAAAAAAAUCACAUAUAAAUGAUAAAGUUAGCUUUGGAAAUGAGAGGGGAUGGGAGAUUUUACCUGUGUGAUCUAUUACAGAUUGCAAGAAUCCUUCAGUGUCAGCUGAAGGAUUACUUAUAUAAUUAAAAAUUACUUGUAUUACUCAUAUAAUUAAAAAACAAAAGUAUAAUGUGUAUAAUAAAAAAUAUAACAGAUGUAAAAACAUUGGCAUUCUCUAUGAAAUUUGGAUCCAUUAAGGGAAUAGAAUAUUUUAACAAUGAUCAAGAUAAAAUAAAGUGGCCCAAGAAAUUAUAUAAAAUACUAGCUUUGCUCAUAUACCCUAUUCUCAAAUCCUAACCUGUCUUCACAUUUUGCCUCCUUGUGUAAUUAUAUAUGGAAUAGAAUCAAGAAACAAAUGUAAAGAUUAAAUCAACAAAGUAACCUUUGUAGAACCAAAAAUGUUUUUCCCAAACGCUGUAAAA